Adineta steineri is the source of this 1555-nucleotide messenger RNA. The record is from the annotation of a GenBank genome assembly. NCBI's taxonomy places the organism in Eukaryota, Metazoa, Rotifera, Eurotatoria, Adinetida, Adinetidae.
UGUAGAUGAAUUAACAACAAUGCUUGAAUCAUUACCAUCCUAUGAAAAUUCAAAAGAAACUCAAGAAGAAUCAGCAAUUUUUGAAGAUGAUAAUGAACCAUCAACUGGUUUAAUUAAUUUAAUACGAAAAACUUCGAUGCAUUCAUCUCAAAUUAUUACAACAAAUGAUAUUUCAAAUACCAUAGUAGCUGAUGAUUCAACAAGUUAUUAUUCUGCUGAUGAUGAUACAACGACAAGUGGAACAAAUUCAACUCCAAUUGUGAUUAGUACUAAUACUGAAGAAGAGAUUAUUGAAGAUAAUGAUGAAGAAAUCAACAUGAAUUUAUUAAAAAGUAAAAUGAAACAUUUGUUUGUUCUUAGUGAAAAUGGAAAACCAGUUUUUACAAGGUAUGGUGAUGAAGAACAUUUAAUAACUUUAGUGGGUGUAAUACAAACACUUGUUUCAUUUUCUGAAUUAACUGAUUCAAAUCAAUUAAAUUAUAUUAAAGCUGGUCGUUGUCGUAUUACAUUUUUACAUAAAGAACCUUUAAUAUUUGUUUUAAUUUGUCAUACAAAUGAACAUCCAAUAUGUUUAGCUCAACAAUUAACAUAUACAUAUCAUCAAAUAAUAAGUACAUUAACAUUAAGUCGUAUAAAACAUAAAUUUACAAUUCAACCAAAUUUUGAUUUACGUCGAUGGUUAUCAAAUGCAGAAAAAAAACUUCUACAUAAUAUUAUUGAUAUGUAUGAACAUGAUUUAGGAAUGGUGAUGACUUGUGCAAAAUGUUUAACAUUACCAUCACAUAUUCGAAGUCAAAUUGGACAAACAGUUGCACAAAUCAUCAAAGGUCAAAAGGAUAUGAUAUUUGCAAUAAUUCUUACUCAUGGUCAUCUUGUAUCAAUAGCACGUUUAAAAAAUUAUCAUUUACAUCCAUCUGAUCUUUAUUUACUUAUUAAUCUUGUUAAUAGUUCCGAUGCAUUUAAAGGUGUAGAAUCAUGGGUACCGGUGUGUUUACCAAGAUUUGAUCCAAGUGGUUGUCUUCAUGCACAUAUAUCCUAUUUAGAUGAUAGUUGUGAUAUAUGUCUUGUAUUAAUGACAGUUAAUCCGGAACAUUUUCAAAUACUUUCAGACUUUAGACAACGUAUUGGAGAUAAAUUAAAAAAAAGCAAUGCUCUAGUACAAAUAAAAAUAGCAUUAGGAAAAGAUCGUCUUCUAUCUGAUGAAAUUGCUUGUAAUGAAUUACGAUAUUUUGCCUAUAAAUCACGUGGUUUAAGUCAAUAUACUUCAUCAAAAUUAUUAGCUCCUUAUACAACAAACGAGCAACAUGUUAGAUUAUUUGAAUUAAUACGUUAUGUAUAUGGACGUUUACAUGAUCCAAAUCAUCAAUUAAAAAUUGUUUAUUUUAUUGGAGAACAUGAAUCUUUACUUGGAUGGUUAGCACCAGGUUUUGAAAUGCAUGCAGUAUUCUCACCAAUGGUUACAUUAGAAACAGUGACAUUAUGUAUUGAUCGUAUAUUAACAUAUAUUAAACGUGAAGAAAGUCAACUAUUUAUAAUGAAAUGUGAAUAUUUCUGA